GCGUAUAGCUACCAAGUACAUAUGGAGAAAAGUAAGAGUAGAGGUGUGAGAAAAGGUGCAUGGACAUAUGAAGAAGACAAGUUACUCAAAUCUUGUAUUCACAAAUAUGGUGAAGGAAAAUGGCAUUUAGUUCCACAAAGAGCAGGAUUGAAUAGGUGCAGGAAAAGUUGUAGAUUGAGAUGGUUAAAUUAUUUAAACCCUGCUCUCAAUAGAGAAAGUUUUUCUGAAGAUGAAGUUGACAUGAUUUUAAGGUUACACAAACUUCUAGGAAACAGAUGGUCAUUAAUUUCUGCGAGACUUUCGGGUAGAACAGCUAAUGAUGUGAAGAAUUAUUGGCACACACAUUUGCGCAAGAAGAUGGUUUCAAGAAAAUUAGAAGAAAAGAAAGAAAAAGAGACCAUGAAAGCCCAUGAAAUUAUCAAACCUCAACCUCGAACUUUUUCAUCUCAUUCACCAUGGUUGAAUGGGAAACAAAUUGCAAAACCAAUAUUGGCGGUUUCAACUAAAGAUGCUAGUAUUGCAAAAGACAGUGACAUAGACACUAUGCUGCCAAUUAAUGGUGAUGGAGAUUGUGCUAUGUGGUGGGAAAGUUUGUUGAACUUGAGCAAUGAGAAAGUUGGAUCAUGCUCUUUAAUUGAUGGUCCUAGUACUGUUGGUGAAUGUUAUUGGGAUGCUAAUCUUUGUGAAUUUGAUUCUCUUUUAGAUAUUUUAAAUUAAGAUUUGAAUCUCAUUGUAUGCAGCAAGACCGUUAAAUUUAAGUUCAAAAUUUUUUGUUUUGAAUUUAAUGUUGUUGUUGGUGCAUAUAAUCAGACAUCUAAUUAAAGUUUGUGAAAGGUAG
This is a messenger RNA of Vicia villosa (hairy vetch), 838 nucleotides long. RefSeq names its product transcription factor MYB113-like. Bases 22 to 717 code for a protein of 231 amino acids. Lineage: Eukaryota; Viridiplantae; Streptophyta; Magnoliopsida; Fabales; Fabaceae. The transcript is spliced from 3 exons. The record is from RefSeq and is a predicted model, not a curated record.